CUGCUUUGCAGUGGUUUUUUCAGGGAUAUUUUCAUUUACUAUUCUUUUGAUAAGUAUGCUCUAGAUCAGUCGAAGUUAUCCGGCCUAACUCAAGUCACACAGCUCGCAAAAGCGGUAUGUGCGGAUGAAGAGCUCAUCAAUGAGUUGGAGAAGUGGACAGUCCCGGUGUUCCCUGUAAAAGGUCUCGAUCUGAUGAAUGCUGGUGUGAAGAAAGGUCCGAAGAUGAAAUUGACGCUCACAUAUUUGUUUGCACUAUGGCAAAAGGUCAGUGAAACCUACCUACAAAGACACGUCAUAUAG
Messenger RNA from Cooperia oncophora, 300 nucleotides. The record is from the annotation of a GenBank genome assembly. NCBI's taxonomy places the organism in Eukaryota, Metazoa, Nematoda, Chromadorea, Rhabditida, Trichostrongylidae.